Molecule: messenger RNA, 2796 nt
Organism: Anolis sagrei ordinatus
Lineage: Eukaryota; Metazoa; Chordata; Lepidosauria; Squamata; Anolidae
Gene: RCVRN
Product: recoverin
Molecular function (GO): calcium ion binding
Source: RefSeq, a predicted model, not a curated record
GGGCACAAGGCCUUCCACUGGCUAGGUUGAAACAAGGCAGGAAGGACAAGCCAGGAACUGUUGGUGAAGCGGCGUGGGGUGCGUGAGCAUACACCCAAACCAUGGGCAAUAGCAAGAGCGGAGCUCUGUCCAAAGAGAUCCUGGAAGAUCUGAAGCUGAACACCAAGUAUUCGGAAGAUGAGCUGUGCAAAUGGUAUGAGAGCUUCCAAAAGCAGUGUCCUGAUGGGCGCAUCAGCCGGGCUGAGUUUGAAAAGAUCUACGGCAACUUCUUCCCCAACUCUGAUCCCAAGGUCUAUGCCCGGCAUGUCUUCCGAAGCUUUGACACCAACGACGAUGGGACCCUAGACUUCCGGGAGUACAUCAUUGCACUCCAUCUCACCUCCACCGGCAAGACCAACCUCAAGCUGGAAUGGGCUUUCUCACUCUUUGAUGUGGAUCGCAAUGGAGAGAUCAGCAAACAUGAGGUUCUUGAGAUCGUUGCAGCAAUAUUCAAGAUGAUUCCUCCUGAAGAACAGAAGACUUUGCCGGAUGAUGAAAACACUCCUCAGAAACGGGCUGACAAGCUGUGGGCAUAUUUUAAUAAGGGAGAAACCGAUAAACUUGCUGAGAAGGAGUUUAUUGAAGGAGUGAUGAAGAACGAUGCAAUAAUGAGACUCAUCCAGUAUGAGCCCAAGAAAAAAUAGGAGCUUUGGUAUUAAUUGUUAGGAGGGAAAUUGAAAGCAUGGGUGUAAAAAAUCGGAGCUUGGAAAAGUUCAUUUUGGGGAAGACUACAACUCCCAGAAUCCCCAGCCCACAUGGCCAAAGGCUGUGCUCGCUUGGCAGAAUUCUGGGAGUUAUAGCUUUUUUAAAGAAAUACUGUUUCCAAGCUCUGAUAGAAGCGUAUGUUUGUAUGCAUGAUGCAAAGUAAAGGGGAAUAUUGUAAUACCCUGUGUGUGUGUGUGUGUGUGUGUGUAUGUGUGAAAGAAAUAGAACUUGGGGGGGAAUUUGUGCACACUCAUGGAAAAGUACGACUAUAAACACAACUGUAUUCCCUUUCCUGUACCAACUCUGUUAGCGAUAGCCAUCCUUUUUUCUGUUUCUGUCCUUUUAAUUUUUCAUUAUUUUUCAAUGGAAGGUCAGCCCCGCUGCCAUUAAAAAAAGCUCAAUUGAGUGAACAUAUUUAGGGGCAGGGGGAAGAAAGGUUGAGGAAAGGUUGAGGUAUGAAAAACAGUAAGAAACAAGGAAAAUAUUAUUAUUGCUAUUAUUGUUGUUGUUGUUAAAUUGCAAAAAAAACAAAAACAAAGACACACAUAAAAGACGUUGAAGAAAGGAGGUAAGAGUCAGCGGAUUUUGAUCUUUGAUCCAGGAGACUAGUCAUGAAGCUCACCAGAAGGCUUCUCUCAUGCCCUCGCAUGGGAAGCUGGAGCUGACAGAUGAGAGCUCACCCCGUCCCCCGGAUUCGAACUGCCGACCUUUCGGUCAGCAGUCCUGGCAGCAAAAUUGUUUAACCCAUUCCGCCACCGGGGGCUUCUUUUGCUUAACACAAUUAUAGUGCUAGGAUCCAUCCCAUUUUAACUGCCAGGCCUCUGUCCUUUGGGAUCCUGGGAUUUGUAGCUCAAAAGGGGGGAUAUUUAGAGUUCUCAGCCAGAGAGUUGUAGUGCCUCACCAAACUAGUUAACUGGCACCCAUGGGGAAAGUUACAACAAUGGACUCUCGGUUAACCGGCACCCGUGGGGAAAGUUACAACAAUGGACUCUCGGUUAAUCGGCACCCAUGGGGAAAGUUAUUAUCAUACUCUCAGUUUACUGGCCCCACUGGGAAAGUUAUUAUCAUACUCUCAGUUAACCGGCACCCAUGGGGAAAGUUGUACUCUCAGUUAACCGCGCCCAUGGGGUAAAUUAUCAUACUCAGAGUUAACUGGUACCCAUGGGGAAAGUUACUACACUAGACUCUUGGUUAACCGGCAUCCAUGGAGAAAGUUAUUAUCAUACUCUCAGUUUACCAGCACCCAUGGGGACGUUAUUAUCAUACUCUCAGUUAACCAGCACCCAUGGGGAAAGACAUUAUCAUCGUCUCAGUUAACCAGCACCGAUGGGCAAAGUCAUUAUCCUCUCAGUUAACCGAUACUCAUAGGGAAAGUUAUUAUCAUAUUCUUGGUUACCUGGCACCCAUGGGGAAAAUUAUUAUCAUACUCUCAGUUAACUGCCACCUAUGGGGCACCUCAGCUUAAGUGGCUGAGGGGGACAAGGAAAGGGUCUGAGGAUGUUAGGAAUAGUGGGAGUUGAAGUUCAAAACCCUAAGAAUAGUUAUGUCCCCUUUUCUCUUUUGCACUCAGUUAAAUAUAAUAACAUCCCUUCGUAUUUCUUAAAAGUUCAAGAGCUGGGAGGCCAACAACUCCCCAUCUGGCACACAUUUACUCAGAAGUAAGUACCACUCAGAUCCAUGGGAUGGAUUUGCUUCCUCUGGUUUCUCUGGAUCCUUGCAUUUUCAAAACAUAACACCGGCAAAUACAUCUCUGUUUUGUCACUGUACUGCCCAACACUGCUCGAAGAUGUAUUGUACUGGGUUGUUUUGGAGAAUGGGGGCGAGCAAGCUAGCUAACAGAACUAUAGAGCCAAUAUAAUUCUUCCUAGAUGUGGAUUUUGAUGUCCGUCGUUUUUCCUUCCUCUAUCACGCUAGCGGUGUUUCUUGUUUCUGUAAGAAAAAACAGGGUUACUUACUUCUAGGGAGGGGUUGGCAAGGGUUAAUAUACUAAAGAGGAGUGUGUUUUAAGUUUCUGUUACCCUGUCUGUUUUUCAAUAAAGGGCAUUGUGUGUA